AUGGCACGCAAAGGAAAGAAGAGAGCAGCUGAGGGCGAUGACGAGGAAGGGGUUGCUGCAACGAGGAAUGGGGAAUCGAGCGGAGUGAAGCUUGAUUCGCGACCUAUCGAACCAGCGGUGCCCACAGACGAGGCGGCUGAACAGAUUCAACGGCUUGACGCAGCGAUCGAAAGGGCGAAGAUCGGGAUAGGAAAGAUCAAUAUUCUGAAGAUCGACAACGAGCUGAGGUUCGGGAAAUACAACGACCGACCUGAGAGAAAGAGCGAGAUAAACAAGAUGGUGACGUCGUUCGAAGCGCACGGGAUCCAAGCGUUCUCGCAGAUCAACGCGCUGCCCAUCAUAAUACAUCGAUCGCGGUUGAGCGAAGAGCAGACGUUCGAAGGGGAAUGGAACGACCCAAGUAAACUGGAAGAAGUGCAUAUUAUGGACCAAGAAGCGAUCGUAUUCGCAUCGGGGCAGCACCGGGUCGCUGCGUUAAGAAAAAUGCAGCAAAGGCACUUCGACGAGCACAUGCUAUACAGCCAGAGAUUGAAGGAGCUGCAACAGGCUGGAGAACUGACUUAUAGGGUCAAAACAGAAAUAGGUUUCAAACUUGUAAAAAAAUAUCUUUUGGUGGGCUGGUACAUAUCAUGGAGGGUACUUCUGGGAUGGAUAUGA
Molecule: messenger RNA, 657 nt
Organism: Suillus clintonianus
Lineage: Eukaryota; Fungi; Basidiomycota; Agaricomycetes; Boletales; Suillaceae
Exons: 2
Coding region: 1-657 (218 amino acids)
Source: RefSeq, a predicted model, not a curated record